Talaromyces stipitatus ATCC 10500 is the source of this 1407-nucleotide messenger RNA. Its product is annotated as prolidase pepP, putative. The coding region runs from base 1 to 1407 and encodes 468 amino acids. Gene Ontology annotation, molecular function: manganese ion binding; metalloaminopeptidase activity. The record is from RefSeq and is a predicted model, not a curated record. Lineage: Eukaryota; Fungi; Ascomycota; Eurotiomycetes; Eurotiales; Trichocomaceae. The transcript is spliced from 3 exons.
AUGACAUCCACCGAGGGAAUACUCGCGGGUAAAUACCCAGCCAAGGCGCAUGCUCGUAGAGUUGUGGAAUACCUACGACAGAAUGGUUUCGAGGGAGAUGGCGUACUCUAUCUGGAAGCCCAGAAGACGAAGAUGAUUGAAGACAAUGAUUCUGAGCAGCCGUUUCGACAGCGUCGCUUUUUCUUCUAUCUCUCCGGAUGCCUGCUACCAGAUGCACAUCUCACUUACCACAUCAGUAGCGACAAGCUCGCCCUCUUCAUCCCACCUCUAGACCCAGAGUCGGUCAUAUGGUCUGGCCUUCCAUUGUCUCCCACUCAAGCCAAGGAACUCUACGAUGUCGACGAAGUUCUGUACACGACUGAUAUCAACCCUACUCUGGCCCACCUGGCAUCAGAAGUUGGCACAAGUGGGUUUGUAUUUGCCAUUGAUGGGCAAAUAUCCGACGACAUCUCCUUUAAGAACUUCCCAGAAACCGACCUGGUAGCUCUGAAAACAGCAAUUGAAGAAUGCCGAGUUGUCAAAGAUGCAUACGAAGUUGCUAUGAUUCGGAAAGCAAACGAUGUGACCGCGCAAGCUCAUGUCGCUGUUCUCAAAGCGACCAAAUCGGCUACUAAUGAACGAGAGCUCGAAGCAGCUUUUAUUGGAACUUGCAUUGCGCAUGGAUGUCGCGAAAUGGCUUAUCAUCCUAUUGUAGCUAGUGGAACGAGCAGUGCUACCUUGCACUAUGUCAACAAUGAUGAACCGUUGAUUGACCUAACUACGAACAAGAAGAAAUUGAAUCUAUUACUCGAUGCUGCGGGUGAAUACAAAACUUACUGUGCAGAUGUUACUCGGACAUUCCCAUUAUCAGGCAAAUUCUCCCCUGAGUCACGACAGAUCUAUGAUAUCGUUCUGGAAAUGCAGACCAAGUCACUUGCGAUGCUCAAGGAAGGCGUACUGUGGGAAGAUGUACAUGUUACUGCCCACCGAGUUGCAAUCAAGGGAUUGCUCAAACUUGGUAUACUGCGUGGCUCAGAAGAAGAAUUGCUUGAGAAGCGAAUCAGUGUCGCCUUCUUUCCUCAUGGGCUGGGUCACUAUCUUGGAAUGGACACCCAUGAUACUGGCGGCCAUGCAAACUAUGCAGACAAGGACAAGAUGUUCCGGUAUUUGCGUGUGAGAGGCAAACUUCCUGCGGGAAGUGUAAUUACUGUUGAACCCGGUGUCUACUUUUGCCGAUUCAUUAUUGAGCCUUAUCUCAAGGACUCUGAGCUCUCCAAGUACAUUGACGCUGAUGUCUUGGAGAAAUACUGGGAAGUCGGAGGUGUACGCAUCGAAGACAAUAUUCACAUCACCAAGGAAGGAUAUGACAACCUUACGACUGCGCCGAAGACUGCUGAUCAGCUUGAAUUGAUGAUAAAUGGGUCGUAG